Molecule: messenger RNA, 1503 nt
Organism: Hippoglossus stenolepis (Pacific halibut)
Lineage: Eukaryota; Metazoa; Chordata; Actinopteri; Pleuronectiformes; Pleuronectidae
Product: UDP-glucuronic acid/UDP-N-acetylgalactosamine transporter
Exons: 13
Coding region: 65-1084 (339 amino acids)
Cellular component (GO): Golgi apparatus
Molecular function (GO): GDP-fucose transmembrane transporter activity; antiporter activity
Source: RefSeq, a predicted model, not a curated record
CAGAUGCCGUUGUGCGCAUGCGCAGCAGGACCCGUGGUCUCCUGUUGAAACCUCCCAGGUAUUAAUGGCUGAGCUCCGCAGACAUCGACAUGAGCCCGGAGACAGAGGCGCAUCGGCCGGGGGACAGUCCUCCGGGGCCCGGGGAGACGGCUCCGGUGAGGGCGGCUCCUCCUCGGUGACGCUGAAGCUUCUGGCCGCGGUGUUUUACGGAGUCAGCUCGUUCCUCAUCGUCAUUGUCAACAAGAGCGUCCUGAGCAGCUACAGGUUUCCAUCGUCAACAUGUGUCGGAAUCGGCCAAAUGCUGGCCACAGUCGUAGUUCUGAGGACGGGGAAGAUGUUGGGCAUCAUCUCAUUUCCAGAUCUGGAUCUGAGUAUACCAGGCAAGAUGUUCCCACUGCCUCUGCUGUAUGUCGGGAAUCAGAUAUCAGGACUCUUUGGGACACAGCGACUCAAUUUGCCUAUGUUUACAGUCCUGAGGAGGUUCAGUAUUUUUCUCACCAUGGUGUUUGAGGGAUUCUUGCUGAAGAAGACUUUCUCUGUGUCGGUGAAAAUGACCGUGUUCACCAUGAUCUUCGGUGCUUUCAUCGCCGCCAGCUCUGAUAUAGCGUUUGACCUUGAAGGGUACGUCUUCAUCAUGCUGAACAACGUCCUGACGGCGGCCAGCGGGGCGUACGUGAAGCAGAAACUUGACUCUCAGGAGCUGGGCAAAUUUGGGCUUCUGUACUACAAUGCCCUGAUCAUGAUUUUCCCCACUACGGCGUAUGCCUACUACUCAGGGGACUUACAAAUGGGGCUGGAGUAUGACGGAUGGUCCGAGCAGCUGUUUGUUGUGCAGUUUGUGCUCUCCUGUGUCAUGGGCUUCGUUUUGAUGUACUCCAUCAUGCUGUGCACGCAGCACAACUCAGCGCUCACUACCUCCAUCGUGGGCUGCAUCAAGAACAUUGUUGUGACCUACAUUGGAAUGGUGUUCGGUGGAGAUUAUAUUUUCACCUGGACAAACUUUAUAGGUCUGAACAUCAGCAUCGCCGGGAGCCUGGUGUACUCCUUCAUCACCUUCACACAGGAGCGAGCGAAAAAGGCGUAAACACAGAGUCCCGACCCGACGCUGGAGUACGUCCAGAGCACAUUUCAUCUCCGAGCACUGUACAUAGAUGCAUGUAUAUACAUACAGUAUAUAUAUAUAUAUAUGUAUAUAUAUAUGUAUGUAUAUAUGUAUAUAUGUAUGUAUGUAUAUAUAUAUAUGUAUAUAUAUAUGUAUGUAUAUAUACACAUCUAAUUUUAAAACAUUCCUUUUACAUGUUUUACAAACAUCUCCUGUAUUUUGUCAGCUCGUGCAUUUUUUUUGCUAUUUUACAAUCAUUAAGUUAUUUGUUGAGACACUAUUAUCAGCUUUUAUGUGUAUGAUUAUGACAAAGAGCCUUAACUUUUAUACAAUUACAUUUCACAAUGACAUGGACAUUUUUAUAUUUGAGAAAUUAAUAAAAAUUUAAGUAUAGAUUUAAA